This is a messenger RNA of Hemicordylus capensis (graceful crag lizard), 2341 nucleotides long. RefSeq names its product vomeronasal type-2 receptor 26-like. Bases 122 to 2341 code for a protein of 739 amino acids. The transcript is spliced from 10 exons. Gene Ontology annotation, biological process: G protein-coupled receptor signaling pathway. NCBI's taxonomy places the organism in Eukaryota, Metazoa, Chordata, Lepidosauria, Squamata, Cordylidae. Gene Ontology annotation, molecular function: G protein-coupled receptor activity. Gene Ontology annotation, cellular component: membrane. The record is from RefSeq and is a predicted model, not a curated record.
GCAGGAAGAGGUUGGUGGAGCUUUCGUCAGCCCCUGGCCUGCCCGCCUGCCCGCUUCCCUCCACCAGAGGCCUACCUCCACGGGACCUGUGCUCCAAUACUACCAGCAUUUCCUGGCCUUGAUGUUUGCCAUUAACAAGUUCAACAAAGAUCCAGAACUCCUUCCCAACAUCACACUGGGUUUCCGUAUCUAUGAUGACUACCAGAACACAAGAAGGACCUACCUGGCUACACUAUCUCUGAUCUCCACACAGGGGCAAAUGGUUCCUAACUAUAACUGUGACAGAAUGAAGAAGCUGCUGUCGAUCAUUGGGGGUCUUGACUCAAAAAUCUCAAGGCAGAUAGCAUCCAUCUUGGGAAUUUUCAAGGUCUUGCAGCUUGGUUAUGGUUCAGUCAACCCUGUUCAAGCACAGAAAACCAUCUCUCCUUCCUUUUAUCGAAUUGAUCCCGAGGAACUCCCAGAGUAUGUAGGGCUAGUCCAGCUACUCCUAUAUUUCCACUGGAACUGGAUUGGACUGGUCACUUCGGAUGAUGAUCGUGGUGAACAUUUUAUCCAAACUCUGACUCCAAUGCUUGCUGAUAAGGACAUCUGUGUAGCCUUUACUGAAAUGUUUGAAGAGGAGUAUGAUAAGAGUGUAGUUGAUGAAAAACUGCAUUUCCUAUCCCAGUCUGAAGUGGUGGUUGUCUCUGGGGAUGCCAAUCUAAUAUCAAGAUUAAUAUAUAAACUGCGUUUAUUUAAACGCCAGAAACCUCAAUCACCAGGAAAGGUUUGGAUUUUGACAAGCCAAUGGGAUAUUGCUGCAACUGGAUUUCAAAAUCAAUGGUCAUAUCUCGAAUAUUUUCAUGGGGCUCUUUCAUUCCAAGUUCACAUAGGAGAUAUGCCAGGAUUUAGCCAGUUCCUCUUGACUUUAAAUCCAUCCCAGCCUGAGGGAGAUGUCUUUCCAUAUGACUGGUGGCAACUUGCCUUUAACUGUGUGAUUCUGAAAUCAGGGGUGGGUCCUAUAAAUGGUGUAGCUAAUUGUACAGGGGAGGAAAAGCUGGAGAACCUGCCAUCUUCCGUGUUCAAAACAAGCAUGACUACCCGCAGCUACUAUGUCUACAAUGCCAUCUAUUCCAUGGUGCAUGCAUUACAUGCUGUGUACUCAUCAGGAUCCAAAUGGGUCAUGACAGGGGACAGCAAUAAGCUUCCUGAUGUCCAGUCAUGGCAAAUUCUUGCCUCUCUAAGGAACACCCAGUUUAACAGCAGUGCUGCAACAGAACUAUAUAUUAAUGAAAAUGGCAAAUUAUCAGCUAUCUAUGAUAUUGUGAACUUCAUCUGUUUCCCAAAUCUAUCUACACUGCAUGUGAAAAUUGGAAAGAUGGACCCAGGAGCUCCUCCAGGCCAAGAUUUCACCAUCAACCCAGAUAUGAUUGUGUGGCCUACCCAGGCAAUCCCUUUUGCCAGGUGUGUAGAGAGAUGCCCUCCAGGGCACAGCAGAAAUGUUCUCAAGGGGAAGCCAGUUUGCUGCUAUGAAUGCAUCCGUUGUCCAGAAGGCACUGUUUCCAAUCUAACAGGUACUUCAAACACUGACAACCAGAUCAAAGUACAGAAGAUGCAGUUCGCUGUAACCAGUGCCCUGAAGAUCAAUACCCAAACAAAAACCAAGACCAGUGUAUCCCCAAAGUUAUCCACUUUCUUUCCUAUCAAGAGACUUUGGGACUUCCAUUCCUUGGUUGGCGAGAUCAUAGUGGAAUGUAAUGAAGGCUCCGUGACCAUGUUUUACAGUGUUCUGGGUUACAUGGGUUUCCUGGCCCUCCUCAGUUUCACGAUGGCUUUCCUAGCUAGAAAAUUGCCCAACAGUUAUAAUGAAGCUAAAUUUAUCACCUUCAGCAUGCUGGUGUUCUGCAGCGUUUGGGUCUCCUUUGUGCCAACCUACUUCAGCACAAAGGGGAAGUCCAUGGUGGCCAUGGAGGUCUUCUCCAUCUUGGCCUCUGAUGUGAGGCACACCACAGAGGAGGUGGAGGCUGUACUCGGCCGCCAGAUAGAUGAGCAGAUUGGCGGGUGUCCACACCUCUCCCUGGGCUUCAUUGUUAUGGACAAUGGCUCCAACGUGACUGCCGCCAUCGAGAUAGUCAUGGGCUGUCACCUGCUGGAGCAGAACAGAGCCCUUGAUGCCCUGGUGAAGGACGAGUCCUUGGCUGUGUGCAACCUCCUGAAUGCAGAGUGGAAGCACAUAUCUGAGGAGUCCAGCAGCGUGGCAUCCCAGGCCGCGGCACCAACUCUGCAGGCACUUCCUCCCACCAUGAAAGCAGCCCUGUGGUUUCAAUGGGUGUGCCUUGGCGCCUUGCCUGGUGUGCAGUAG